Messenger RNA from Schistosoma turkestanicum, 1611 nucleotides. NCBI's taxonomy places the organism in Eukaryota, Metazoa, Platyhelminthes, Trematoda, Strigeidida, Schistosomatidae. The record is from the annotation of a GenBank genome assembly.
AAAAAGCGGCACAUCUGGCUGCUGUAAUGUGAUAUCACCUCUGCACAAUAUUUUUUAUACUUUUAUUUCGAAUUUUGAAACUGUGGACGAUUUCGUUGAAUAUCGGGGACUGUCUCUAUUACUGAAAUAGGAUUUCUUCUUGGCAUAGUUUUACGAAAGAAAUUGUACGUUCAAAACUUUUCUCCAUUUUUUUGAGCUGUUAUAGUUUUUACUAAACAGAAAAUCUGGAGGGUAAAAUAGAUUGAUGCGAAUUUAAGUAAUAAAAUAUAAAAAUGUACCUUUGCGACUGGAUAUCGAUCGCUACACAACAAAUGAUGAAAAAGGUGGGUUUUAUCUAUAAGUUAAUAACCAGUUGUAAAAGUUCAGUGAAACCAAAGAUAUAAAACAGAAAUGUCAUCACCCGGUUUCUUUUCUUUCUUGCUCACUUCAUUAAACAGUAAGAUAAUUUCAAGGUUUCUUCGUAUUUUAGCAUUUUUGGUUCCAAACCAAACUGAACAACAGGAUUAUUCCACUACUACAGUUGUUUCGGAAAUCACUAAUAUUCAUUACAGACCACGUGAGCCAACUGAAAUUCUCCUUUUAACGGAAUGCAUCGCCAUACGCUCAAUUAUUAAUAUCACAGUGGAAGAUGAGGAAAAAAACACAAUUUCAAAUAUAUUUCUCAACAGAUCCUUCCAAAAUAAGGUCAUUGUGAAUGGAACUUGUGAACCGACAAAACAGAAAUCGAUAGUUUCAUGGUCUCCAGGUGACAAUUUCUUUGACUGCAAACUUACGUUUGAGUUUGGAGAAGAAUCUGAGAGAUAUGAUCUGGAAAGCAUAGGCAUUACUUGUUUAACGAAAGAAGGCACUGAAAUUAUUGCUCAAACAGAUAGAGGUUUGUUUACUAUUCCCGUCGGUGGAUAUUAUGAAUGUGCUAAUCCGCUGGAAAGAGAACUAAUCAUGGAAGAUAACGAUAAUAUAAAAAUCAAUAUCUAUUUUUUAAAUUCAUCGAUGGAAGCAUUCAGACUUGAGGAUCGGGCGGAAUUUACGGGUCAUGUUAUAGACUGUCCAUUAAGCAUUCCAUGGUUCAAUAAAGUUCCAACAGUUGUAUGCAUCACUUUACUUCUGAUAGGCCUUACUGUUCUUUCAAUAUAUUUAUGCAGCCGUCUUAGCAAACGAUUAACUUGAUUACUCAAUCAAAUGAUUAUUUCUAUGUUGCCUAUAUUAUUUCCCAAACAUAAAAAAUGCUUAUAUGAUAAUUUUAGAUUCGCCCAUUAUUUUCACUAAUUUAUCCUUAAUUCAUUUCUAUCGUCAAAUGUAAUUUCAUUUUUAUCUCUUCCUUUCAUUGAAUGAUUCAUUGUUUUGUGAGAAAAUAGCACGGACAUCAUUAACUUCUCUUCCAUUUUGAAAAAAAUUCAUUAAAACAAAUCAAGUAGUCCAAACUAAUGAUAAAAAAAAGAUCUAUGAACUUUGUUAUUCUAUCAUACGAUACACUAUUUGCCGAAUAAAUGGUAUUUUUGAAAUUAUUAUAAAUGAUAUCAAUAUUAUCAUUUGUAUUACACGGUUUUCUGUUUAAUAUUAUUUUCCUCAUUAAUUAAUCUAUUGUAAGUCAUUAAUUAAAUAGAUUUUGUA